AUGGGUUCCUACGACAACAAUCCCUUUGCGGACGAUGAUGUUAACCCCUUCGCCGAUGGAGCUAAAGGAAAAGCUUCUGGUGGACGAUCACAAUUUGGGGCAGGCUCAUUCUUUUCCACUAGUUCAUCAUCAAAGUUAUCGCCCCUUCCUCAUGAGCCUUAUGAUCGUAGUGCAACGGUUGACAUUCCUCUUGACUCAACUAAGGACCUCAAAGCAAGGGAGAAGGAACUUGAAGCUAGAGAGGCUGAAUUGAAAAAAAGGGAACAGGAACUGAAACGAAAGGAAGAUGCUAUAGCACGAGCUGGAAUAGUGAUAGAGGAAAAGAAUUGGCCACCAUUAUUCCCUAUCAUUCAUCAUGACAUUGCAGCCGAAAUACCAAUACAUCUUCAAAGGAUCCAGUAUGUUGCAUUCACAACAUGGUUGGGAGUGAUAACGUGUCUUACAUGGAAUUUGGUAGCAGUUAGUGUGGCUUGGGCGUAUGGAGGAGCUAUGUCAAACUGGUUUCUUGCUGUCAUAUACCUUAUUUCGGGAGUUCCAGGAUCAUUUACAUUGUGGUAUCGCCCUCUUUAUCGUGCUAGCAGGACGGACAGUGCUCUCAAGUUUGGUUGGUUUUUCCUGUGUUACUCGGUGCACUGUUUCUUUUGCGCUUAUGCUGCAAUUGCGCCUCCGUUUUUCUUCAAUGGAGAAUCCCUAACGGGUAUACUACCUGCGCUUGAGGAGUUAACCUCUAAUUCACUUGUUGCGGGAUUCUACUUUGCUGGUUUUGCAUGUUUCGCCAUUGAAACAAUGCUAAGCUUAUGGGUUAUUCAGCAAGUAUACCAUUAUUUCCGGGGGACUGGGAAGGCCACGGAGUUAAGAAAAGCCGCUGCCAGAGAGACCAUGAUGGCAGCUCUAUAACACUUGCAAACAUCAAGAAAUGUCACUUUGCAAACAUACACAAAAAUGUUAUUCCUUUAGUACAUAUGCAAUAUUUAUUGUGUUUUUAAAAGAGGGAAAAAGAAAAAGAAAAAGAAAGAAAAGAUUUCGAAGGAUAAAGUGAAUUUCAUUUUACACUUCGAACAUUUGUCUUUCUUGUCAUUUUCUUCCCUAAUCAAAAUUCGUAAAUACCGUAUUCUUUUGUGGCGACUAAGUUAA
Molecule: messenger RNA, 1134 nt
Organism: Arachis stenosperma
Lineage: Eukaryota; Viridiplantae; Streptophyta; Magnoliopsida; Fabales; Fabaceae
Product: secretory carrier-associated membrane protein 1-like
Exons: 13
Coding region: 1-897 (298 amino acids)
Biological process (GO): protein transport
Cellular component (GO): trans-Golgi network membrane; recycling endosome membrane
Source: RefSeq, a predicted model, not a curated record